UGCCUCUUUUCUUUGCCUCCAGCUCCUGCAGAGCUGGGCUGCAGACACGACCCCACGACAGCCCCCUCAUCCUGUGACUCCUCGCCGCCCCUCCCACCCCGGCCCCAGAUUUCCGGAGGAGGGGACAGGCGGGGUCCCGCGGGGGCUCGCUGCCGUCAGCACCCCUCCCGGGCGACUGCGACCCCUCCCCGCUGACCUCACCGGCGCCGCCGCCUCGCGCCCAUAUAAGCAGCGUCCCCACCGAGGAGCGCGCCGCCGGCGCCCCGGGUCCUAGCGGCGCUUGCAGACUUGGCGACCUGCGGACAGCGGACCCCGCGGCCCAGGAUCCCGGACCCACCCCGCGGAGCCCUAACCAGCCGCCGCCAUGCCGGGCCCUUGGCUGCUGCUCACCCUGGCUCUGACCUUGACCCUGACCGGCUCCCCGGGAGGCCGCGCUCAGCCCCAAGCCGCCCAACAAGAGGCCGAGAUGGCUGCGGAGCAUCCCGCCCUGGACGACCUCCUGCGCCAGGCAGAAGGGUUCCUUCUCCUCCAGGAUGACAUCCAGCGGCUGCGAGGGGACCUGGGCCAGCCCUCAGAGUCCCUGCAACCUGAUUCGCUCUCCAAGCGUCAACAUCCGGGCAAAAGGGAAGAGGAGGCAGAGGAGGGAGUGGAAGAGGAGGAGGAGGAAGGCGGAGCUGUGGGGCCCCACAAACGCCAGCACCCGGGGCGACGCGAGGAUGAGGCUGCCUGGUCUCUAGACAGGACCCAGCAGCGCAAGAGGCAGCACCCCGGCCGGCGCUCCCCGUGGCUGGGGCCCGCUGACACCAAGAGGCAGCACCCAGGCAGAAGGCUGGUGGACGCCCAGGUCCAGGGGAGCUGGAGGGAGGAGCAAGAAGAAGAUGCAGGAGAGGGGACCCCGAGGGUUGAGAGGCGCCAGCAUCCCGGCAAGAGGGCGCUGGGAGGCCCCUGUGCGCCCCAGGGAGCGUGUGCCCCAUCGGGCCUCCUCCUGGGGCUCCUGAGUGACCUGAGCAGGGGCCAGGGGACCCAGGAGAAGCCGCCCCACCCCGAGCGUCGGGCAUCCUGGACCAGAGAGCCCCUGGAGGAGUGAGCCCUAAUUUCCUGGAAAAUCCAAUUUGGGGACCUAAGGAUACCUUAAGUGACCACUGCAUCCCGGUCCCCUCUCUCCCAGCCACCAACCUGAGCCUCCUGUAUAACACACUCCCAAGUCCCCGUCCCUGUCCCCCAGGGCACCCAGGAUCUCCUUUCCCUUCCUAAGCCUCCUUUUGUAGAUGGAAAGAGACUUAAUGGAACUCUCUGUGGGGACCAUGGCCCUGCGUGGGAAUGUUCCGUCACAGCCCUGGAAGUUGUGGCUUGUAUAUAACCCCCCCCCCCCUUAGGCACCUUCUCCUUGUCCACGAUAGUCCCUCAAGUGGUAAUAAAACGUGCGACCUGAACUC
Ictidomys tridecemlineatus (thirteen-lined ground squirrel) is the source of this 1436-nucleotide messenger RNA. It is a transcript of the gene Trh, whose product is annotated as thyrotropin releasing hormone. Gene Ontology annotation, molecular function: thyrotropin-releasing hormone activity. The record is from RefSeq and is a predicted model, not a curated record. Gene Ontology annotation, cellular component: secretory granule; extracellular region. Lineage: Eukaryota; Metazoa; Chordata; Mammalia; Rodentia; Sciuridae. Gene Ontology annotation, biological process: positive regulation of gamma-aminobutyric acid secretion; negative regulation of glutamate secretion; hormone-mediated signaling pathway.